UUCUUGCCCACUUGGGAGAAAAUCCUGUCCCCAAUCCCAAAGCCAAAACAAAGUUAAAACAAUCAACAGAAAUUGGAAAAGGAAUACUCCCCAGUCCCCUCUAUUGUUCCCUUUACACCGAAGUCAUGGAUGAGAUAUUCUUCCAGAUUCCUUCCAAUUCCGACCCUCAAAACACAACCCCACAAGAUAAAAUUUUGGAUUAUGUUCCAGAGGGUGGCAGGAGUGGUAGUAAUCUGUACAGCAAUAUGGGAAGUAGGAGCCAGCAACGAAAAUUUUUGGCAAGUGACCAGAAAGAAAAUAGUAAUGAUGAUGAUAAGAAAAAGUCGAUGCAUAGGGAUAUUGAGAGGCAAAGAAGGCAAGAAAUGGCCUCCCUCUAUGCUUCUCUCCGAACUCUUCUCCCUCUUGAGUACAUCAGGGGAAAGCGUACCAUAUCAGAUCAUAUGAACGGAGCAGUUACCUAUAUAAAAGAUCUGCAGAAAAGGAUUGAUGAACUGAGUGCCAAGAGAGAUGAAUUAAAGAAGCUAUUAGAUGCGACUGGUUUUGACCAACGGAUGAGCUCUAAGAACUCUUUCCCAAGCAGUGCUGUAGUUCGCCUAUCUUUGGAUGGCGUUGAAGUUGUGAUCAGCACCGGUCUUGGAGCUCAAGCUUUGACCCUCUCAAGGGUGCUAGAACUAUUGCUUGAGGAAGGACUUGAUGUUGUUAACUGUAUUUCUACCAGAAUUGAUGGAGGACUGAUUCACACCGUCCAAUCUGAGGUCAGUGAUCUGACAUGCGUCGAUGUACCUGGGCUGGAGCAGAAACUAAAUAAAGAAAUUUAGUAUUUGAGUCAAUUUUCCUAGCUACCAAACCGUAUAUAUGUUCUUUAUUGGAGAUUUUCCCAUCACAGCUCCCACGUUUUGAUUAUGAUUUCAGUAAGGUCGGUCCUUUCCAUAUAAUAUAUCUGACACAUUCCAUCUUUUGCGAGCUUUUUUGCUUUCAGAAAAACUUGGUAGAAAUUAAGUAUUAAUAUUAUUAGAUCAUCCCUGAACAUCUCCUGAAACGAUAAUGGUCCUUCGUCUACA
Molecule: messenger RNA, 1061 nt
Organism: Durio zibethinus
Lineage: Eukaryota; Viridiplantae; Streptophyta; Magnoliopsida; Malvales; Malvaceae
Source: RefSeq, a predicted model, not a curated record